AUGGCAGCAGACUUCGAUGGGUUUGCCGAGCUACUUGAAGAAAAGAAAAGAAACGAGCAAGUCGGACAGUUUGCCAGUGAAGACCAGGAGAGUUACAUUUCGGAAGCGUUGGGGAAUGGUGCUUCAUUUGUAGAUAUUGAAUUUGGGACAACUCGAAUGAGUCAGAGCGCUGAAGGGAACCCUAUGGAAGAGUUUUAUUCAUAUUUGGGUAAAACCGAAUUUAAUCAUAUGAUGAGCAAACAUACAACUUUUGAAUUAGAAAAAGUGACGAAUAUGAGUCGCGACCAAUUCAUUAUCAAACAAAACGGUAAACAAGUCCAAUCAUAUUCAGUUGAGGACUACGCAAUUUUCAAGACAGGAAAGACUUAUGACCUUAGAGUUUCCAUCUGUAACAAUUUGGAAGAUAGCUUCGAGCCAGACACGAAAACCCAUUUUGUGAUUAAACGGAGAGAAAUCCAAUUGGGACAAAAUGGAUUAUUUGAUUUAUACGCAGACGAGGUGAGAGAACAUGAAUUGGACGAGAGAGGGGAUUGUGUGAAGACAUACUUCACUUGUCAACUUCAUUUUAUUGUGCGUGACAAGAAAAACGUAAAACAAAGUGUUGAUUAUAUUCAAGGAAGACUUAAACGGUUCCAGUUGAUGGAUUUGAAUUAUAUGGACGACGCACAAAUAGAUGAGGUACCUGACACGCUCACAUCAGAAAUCCUCGAUAUGGUAUUUAGUGUGUUUGAGACUAAAGAUUCUCUAUUCCCAGGAACGAAUCCAUUGUUUUUUACACGCAACGCUUACAGCGUCAUCCAUAACCUUGUGACAAAAGUCGAGUUGGAGAAGCGCGAGGCACUCAAACAGGAAAAAGGAGAGUUGACUGAGGAAGACAAACUUAAUCUGAGAGAUAAGAAUACAUACGCGCUUUUUGAAAAGACAAUGGGGGUUCGGUUUUUCUUGUGUUGUUACAGUGAUGGAAGGUGCUAUUUUAUUGACGAAAACAUGAAAGUUUUCACCAUUAAUGACACAACUUUAUCUUCUUUGAUUGAAAAGGUGUUUGGAGCAAACGCAAUUUUGGAAGGGAUCAUGACAAGAAACUUCGCUACACAACAACUCAACUUUAUGAUGUACGACAUGAUACUCAUCCGAAAUAAUAAGAUCUGGAAAGAGCCAUUUAAAACUCGGUACAGCGAACUUUGCAAAUAUUAUAAUCAGUACAUAUCCUUGAUUCGUGGAAUAGCAACGGGUGAAAGUAAAUUUCCUUUCGUUCUCCGCAUUCGUUCAGCCUAUGGUAUGAACCAGUUUAGUAUGGUAAUGAAUUGCCUAAAUAAUGGCCCCAUCCAUGGCACCUUUUUAUACCAAGACAAGUACAAUGCCAAUUUCUCAAACGGCGUUAUCUUUGUUCCAAAUUUACCGUACGAACCAUUCGAGAACAAAAAAAUGUUCAAGUGGGUGUAUAAUCGAAUUGUGAUGGUUAAACUUGGUAUAAGAAUUGAAAGGACGUACGGCAGAGAAAUCGAAACCUUUUUCUGCAAAGGGUACGGCAAAAACGAAUUUGUGAAUUUGCAACAAACAAACUUCAGCCAGAGCGAUCGUGAGGUAUUCAACUCAGACAAACGCCGACUUGGGUGGAGUGGACAAGGGAUUGUACAGUGUUCGUACAACGCACAGGUUGGAAGAUGGGUGUAUAACAAGAUUUUGAAGGAUGAAAUAAACCCAGACCCCAUAUCGAAGGUGAUGACACUCUUGGAGAUGUUUGCUGGUGAGAUUUCAAAUGAAGAACUCACUUUUUGUUUUGACAACUUGGAUUACGUUGCCGAGUGGAAGGGACUGACGGAAGGAGCUGCUCGAGCUGUUCUUGACGCAUUGAAUUGA
This is a messenger RNA of Entamoeba invadens IP1, 1860 nucleotides long. RefSeq names its product mRNA guanylyltransferase, putative. Gene Ontology annotation, molecular function: mRNA guanylyltransferase activity; ATP binding. NCBI's taxonomy places the organism in Eukaryota, Evosea, Mastigamoebida, Endamoebidae. Bases 1 to 1860 code for a protein of 619 amino acids. The record is from RefSeq and is a predicted model, not a curated record. The transcript has 2 exons. Gene Ontology annotation, biological process: 7-methylguanosine mRNA capping.